Molecule: messenger RNA, 1600 nt
Organism: Paramecium pentaurelia
Lineage: Eukaryota; Ciliophora; Oligohymenophorea; Peniculida; Parameciidae
Source: the annotation of a GenBank genome assembly
AUGAAAACAAAUGCUGCUAAUUUAUACGAAAACUCCGAUCAAUCUUAAAUCAUUUGUAAAUUUAUCAAUCUUAAAAUAAGAACCUACAUUAAUGUUAUAAUAAUAGUUAAAUAACACUUAAUUAAAGAAAUAAGCAUUAUCUUAGAUCCCUUUGGUUCCAUUAAGAUAAGGAAAUAAAUCAUAGACCACAAUAAGACCAUCUAUAUUUAAAUCGAAAGUAGAAGAGUCAACCUAACUAAAUAAGUAUUACAUUAUUUAUGAAUAUAGUGAUGCUUAUAGUCUAAUAGCUAAACUUGAUUCAUUAAGAGAAAUUUAAACUUAAGAGAGUCCUUGUAGACAUCAUAAAUCAACAUAUAUUCAAUCAUAAUCUAAUGCUGUUUAAGAAAUCAAAAAAACUGCUCAUAAAACAAUAUAAUUGUAAUAAAAUGUUUUUGCAAGUUGUGUCGAACCUUUUCGUUCAUCCAAAAAUAUUGCAAAUUCAAGUACAUCACAAGUUUAAUAAUUUUGUAAAACUUUGCCUCCACAAAAGAAUUAUGAAGCACUUAUAGAAUCUCUAAUGAAAGAACAAGAUACUGUUGUUAAAUAGUAUUGUCAGAAGUUGUCAACUUUGGAAUAGAAAGUCAUUGUAUUAUCUUAAGAAAACACAAAUUUAAUGGAAUAAAAUAAAUUGCUUUUGAAUUAAAAUAUUGAGUUAAAUGAAGAGAUUACAUAAUGGAAAAAUUAAGUAAAUUAAUAUCUUGAAUAAUCAUAAAUUAAUUCUUAAUCAUAAAAUGAUAUUCAAAUCUUAGAAUAAUAAUUAGAGUAUAAAUAAGAUGAACUAAAUUAAACCAUCUAAAAGUUAGAAUCAUCAAAUAUUAAUAAUCUAAAAUAAGAUAAAAUAAUUAAAGAAUUAUAACAAUAAAUUAAUUCCAUUUUAGAAUAAAAAUAAAAGGAUAGUUAUGAAAAUAAUUCAUAAAUUAAUAAUCAAAAAUAAAUAAUUUAAGAAUUAGAAUUAAAGAUUAAUUAAUAUAUAAAAAAUGAAUUAUAAUUAUAAAAAUUGAUACAAGAUUCAUAGAAUUAAAUCAAAUCAUUAGAAUAAUCAAUAUAAAAUUCUAGAGUUAUUAAUCAAUAAACUUCUAAUAUUAAAGAUUAAUAUGAAUAUAAAUAAUUAGUUUUAGAAUUAGACAGUAAAUUUGUUAUCAUAACUGAAAAAGAAACAUAAGUAGAAGCAUUAAAAAUUAAAAAUUCUAUGCUAUAACAAUAAUUAAUAUAAUUAUAAGCAUGUUAAUUGGGUUUUAAAGAUUAUGAAACUAAUCUAAAAUAAAAGUAAUAAUAAAUUAAUGAUUUGUAAUAAGAAUUACAAAUAAAGAAUUCAGAAUUUGAUAAUCUUUCAAAAUAAUUAUAAAUCAUUAUUAAUAAUAAAAAUGAAGAAUUUGAAAAAACCAUUAAAGAAUUAUAAUAAACCUUACAUAUUAAAAAUGAGGAACUUGAAAAAGUAUCAUUAUAAUUGAAAACAGUCAAAAAAGAAAAAGCUAAAUUAUCAAUGAAUUUGAUUACAGCUGGAAUGGCUAAUCUUGUUAAGGCAUCUUAAAGUUCAACUUAAAGUGAAAUUUAUACUUGA